Molecule: messenger RNA, 1365 nt
Organism: Camelina sativa (false flax)
Lineage: Eukaryota; Viridiplantae; Streptophyta; Magnoliopsida; Brassicales; Brassicaceae
Source: RefSeq, a predicted model, not a curated record
AACAUUUAGUAACCAAACGGUCCAGCCCCCAUCAAACCAACAUCUUUUUCAUAUUUAUAACAUAGCUUUUCCCUCCCCACGCAACUUCAACCAAUAUCCCAAAAAAAAAAAGAAAAAAAAAAAUUACAUCUCUUCACUUCACAUCACACCAUGCAUCAUCAUCAUCUUCCAUGCAAUCGCAAACCCUUCACAACCAUCUUCUCCUUCUUCCUUCUCUAUCUCAAUCUCCAUAAACUACAAACCAUCGAAUCUCGAAACCCAACUCAGUUCACGAACAACCCAACCCCUGACGUUUCUAUACCGGAGAUCAAACUUCACCUUCAACGGUACGGUUACCUCCCUCAAAACAACGACGUCGACGACGUUUCGUUCGUGCAAGCUCUCUCUCGUUACCAGAAAAAUCUCGGUCUACCGAUAACCGGGAAACCUGAUCCCGACACGUUGUCACAUAUUCUAUUACCAAGAUGUGGAUUCCCUGAUGACGUGGUGGACCACAAAACGGCACCGUUUCACACAAGAAAAAAAUACGUGUAUUUCCCCGGGCGUCCCAGGUGGACAAAAGACGCCCCACUGAACCUCACGUACGCCUUCUCGCAGGAUAACCUAACUCCUUACUUGACACCAACAGAGAUACGGCGCGUGUUUAGACGCGCUUUCGCCAAGUGGGCUUCGGUGAUCCCUGUUAGCUUCGUCGAGACAGAGGACUACGUCGACGCCGACAUCAAGAUCGGAUUCUUCGCCGGAGAUCAUGGCGACGGAGAGCCGUUCGACGGCGUUUUAGGUGUUUUAGCGCACACUUUCUCGCCGGAGAACGGUAGGCUUCAUCUGGAUAAAGCGGAGACGUGGGCCGUUGAUUUCGAUGAGGAGAAAUCAAGGGUGGCCGUGGAUUUGGAAUCUGUGGCGGUGCACGAAAUAGGUCACGUGCUUGGACUAGGGCAUAGCUCGGUGAAAGACGCGGCUAUGUAUCCAACGUUGAAGCCAAGGAGCAAGAAAGUGAAUUUGAACGUGGACGACGUCGUUGGAGUACAGUCAUUGUACGGAACAAACCCUAAUUUUACGUUAAGUAGUUUACUUGCGUCAGAAACUUCGACGACCAACCUAGCUGAUGGUUCGAUGAUGCGGCCGUCUGAAGGAAUCAUCUAUUCGACUUUGACUACUGUUAUGGCGGCUCUUUGUUUUCUUAAUUGGUAGGUUCGUAUAGACUGGAUACAAUUUCUUUAUUAAAAGAAAGGAAUAUGAUUAGUUCAAAGUUCAAACAAAUCUGAAAAUGUAUAGAAUCAUACACACAUAGGAGACUGGUUACACUUUUAUGUUUAUGUUUUAGUUUAAAAUGUUUAAGACUAUUCCAUUUAACAACAAGGUCCA